GCGCAUUGACUUGUGGACGGCUCUUCACCGAGGCGUAGGGAGCCAUGGCUGCGGACGAAGAUGAGUUGAAUCUUCUGGUUAUCAUAGUUGACACCAACCCAAUUUGGUGGGGAAAGCAAGCAUUAAAGGAAUCUCAGUUUACUUUAUCCAAGUGCAUGGAUGCCGUGAUGGUGCUGGCAAAUUCCCACCUGUUCAUGAACCGCUCCAACCAGCUAGCCGUCAUCGCCAGUCACAUUCAGGAGAGUCGAUUCUUAUACCCGGGGAAGAAUGGCAGACUUGGAGACUUCUUCGGAGACCCUGGCAACGCCCUUCCUGACUGCAAUCCCUCUGGGAGUAAAGACGGGAAAUACGAGCUGCUGACAGCCGCAAAUGAGGUGAUCGCUGAGGAGAUCAAGGAUCUGAUGACCAAGAGUGACAUCAAGGGCCAGCAUACAGAGACACUACUGGCAGGAUCCCUCGCCAAAGCCCUUUGCUACAUUAACAGAGUGAACAAGGCAGUUAAAGAUAAUCAGGAGAUGAAAUCAAGGAUUUUGGUGAUCAAGGCUGCAGAGGACAGUGCGCUGCAGUACAUGAACUUCAUGAACGUCAUCUUUGCUGCUCAGAAGCAGAAUAUCCUCAUUGAUGCCUGCGUCCUAGACUCGGAUUCAGGGCUCCUCCAGCAGGCUUGUGACAUCACUGGGGGACUGUACCUGAAAGUGCCACAGAUGCCUUCUCUCCUGCAGUACUUACUGUGGGUUUUUCUUCCGGAUCAAGAUCAGCGAUCUCAGCUAAUCCUUCCGCCUCCGAUCCAUGUGGACUACAGGGCUGCCUGCUUCUGCCAUCGAAGUCUCAUUGAGAUUGGCUAUGUCUGCUCUGUGUGUCUGUCUAUUUUCUGCAAUUUCAGCCCCAUCUGCACCACGUGCGAGACAGCUUUUAAGAUCUCCCUCCCUCCUGUGCUGAAGGCCAAGAAGAAGAAACAGAAGGUGUCCCUGUGAUGAGUGAUAUAAGCUACCCCCAUGUCUUCCUACAGGCUGACUCUUUGUAGGGAACAUGGAGGAAUUUAAAACACUGGUCUUGUCCUGUGCUUCUAGGGUGUGAAGCUGACCCUCACCUCUGGUUUAUCAGGAGGGGGACAAGCAUUUUUGUCAGUUGUUGUGGGGUAGCAGUUGCCUGGCAGAUCUAAGCUGUUGCUGCUUUGUCAGUUGUUGCUUUGAUUCUUGGUGCUGGGUUUUGAACCUCAGCCUUGCAUGAGCUAGGCCGCAGCCCCCCACCACUGAACUGUAGUCAGUGGGGUUUUUUUUUCAGAUGAUCCUCUCUCAGAGCUUAUUAUGGUGGAUGCUGGGUCUUCUGUACUUCAAGAUGGGUCGUGUGUGAAGUUGGAAUUCCGUUUGAGAAGGUGACCAUCACUGGGCUACGGUACCAGUCAUAACAGAGCAUCUUAGUUGCUCAGGUGGUACACUGCUAGAAUCUUGAACUUAGGAGGCUGAGACAGGAAAGUUUUGUGUUCAGAUCCUGCCUGGCAUAUGUAUAAGAACCUGGCUUUUUUUUAUUUUUUUUAUUUUAUUUUUUUUUUAUAGAACAUUUUACUUCAAAUAAAUUGUUUCCUUUAACUAUAUUCAAAUGUAACCUGACCUAAAGGCACAAGCCUUCAAUCUCAUCGCUCAGGGAGCAGAGACAAAUGUAUCUCCGAGUUUGAGGCCAGCUUGGUCUACAUAGUGAGUUCAAACCAACCAGGGUUGCAUCUUGCCACCUUGUUUACAAAAAUAUAAAAACCAAAACCCAGUAAUAUUAAUAUUGGAGAACUGUUGAAUACUAGAAAUGUAAAUGAGUUCAAUAGAAACAUUUGUAAUCUCAACAAUAAAAAUCCUAUUUUUAUAUUUGCUAA
Messenger RNA from Arvicanthis niloticus (Nile rat), 1864 nucleotides. The record is from RefSeq and is a predicted model, not a curated record. NCBI's taxonomy places the organism in Eukaryota, Metazoa, Chordata, Mammalia, Rodentia, Muridae.